Molecule: messenger RNA, 381 nt
Organism: Vicia faba (fava bean)
Lineage: Eukaryota; Viridiplantae; Streptophyta; Magnoliopsida; Fabales; Fabaceae
Source: the annotation of a GenBank genome assembly
AUGAAUAGGUUAGAGCAUAAGAGACUACACAACUUGGUGUAUGUCAAAUAUAAUGAAGCUUUACUCCGGAGAUAUAGGGAUGAAAUUGAUCCAAUUUCACUUGGAGACAUAGAAGACUCGUGUAACGAGUGGCUGGUUGGGAUGAUGGAUGGUGAUGAAGUUGAUGCUGGGAAUGUAAGAGUCUUUGAGGAUGAGAAUGAUGAGGAUGCCCUUAAUUGGGAAGCUGUUUACAGAGCUUCCGGAGUUAGAGAGCCUACAAGAUAUACUAGGCAAACAACUAAAAAUAGAAAAGAAACUCUAAACCCUAAUGUUAUUGGCACUUCAUCUAAAACAAAGAGAAGUCGGCUGGUUCUUCAUCUAGGAAGGGAAAGCAACAAGUGA